CCACGCGCCGGCUGCCAAGAACGGUGAAUCCCCGAGAAAGCGACCGGGAAUGGCAAUGGCAGCCAUCGUCGCGCGCGCAGGCGCCAAUGCGACCGGCAGCCUCCGUUCCGGCGGCGGCGGCGGCGCCCGCCGGCGCCGCAACGCGGUGGUCGUCGCUGCGGCCACCGGCGCCGGCACCGGGCCAGCGGCGCCGCAGGAGGGGUCCCUGGAGCGGCCGGCGUGGUCGGGCGAGACGCCGCUGUCCCGGCUCGUCGGCGCGCUCAUCGCCUUCAAGCCGCUCUACUCCCUCAUGAAGCUCGCCUCGCGCGAGGUCAUCAUCAGGACGGCGGAGAAGUCGAACAUCCCGUGGAGGGAGAUGACGAAGCAGGUGCUGGAGUCGGACGUGUACGAGCUGUUCGACAGGAUACGCGACCUCAACCUCGUCUACCCAGACUAUUAUUUGAGCCCAUUCCACGCGUAUGAUGAAGGCAACCUGUCGUGGCUGGCUGCAGCUGAGGCUGAACCUGCGACAAUGUCGAUUGCGAAGAGGGCCAUACCUGACGCUGGUUCGAUCGAAGAGGCCAACCAAAUUGUUCGCGGAAACUGGCUGAAUGCAGUUGAGGAGCAUCACCUGAAAUACUCUGGGAAUUGUCAGAUCAAUGACAUUCUGGACGUUGGCUGCUCCGUUGGAGUCAGCACGCGGUACCUCGCCGAGAAGUUCCCUUCGGCAAAAGCUGUUGGUUUGGAUCUUUCACCCUACUUCCUUGCCGUUGCGGCACAUAAGGAAGAAAAAUUGUCCCGGAAAAAUCCUAUCCGUUGGGUUCAUGCAAAUGGUGAAUCCACAGGGUUGCCCUCAAAUUCAUUCGACCUAGUCUCCCUUGCUUAUGUGUGCCACGAGUGUCCAGCACGAGCAAUCACUGGGCUAGUGAACGAAGCAUUUAGGCUGCUCCGACCAGGAGGAACCAUCGCCCUGACCGACAAUUCACCAAAAUCCAAAGUACUCCAGGAACUAUCUCCAGUUUUGUUCACUCUGAUGAAGAGCACAGAACCGUUCAUCGAUGAAUACUACAUGCUGGAUUUGGAGGAGACGAUGAAGCAAGCCGGAUUUGUAAAUGUUCAUUCCAUACUGACAGAUCCCAGGCAUAGGACAGUCACUGGUACUGUGCCUUUCUGAUUGUGUUAUCUGUCAUGCGGAUUGAGUCCAAAUCCCGAUAUCUCCCACCGAAAUUUUGCUCCAACUGUCGAUGUACCGUUAAACAGAAAGAUGAACUUAUACAUUUGUGCACAUAAGAUAGGACAAAAACGUUACCAACCACUGCAAUUACAUUCAGUGUCACGAGUGCUUUGUUCAAGUGCUUGGGGAAACAAAAGAAUUGCCUAACAAUAAAAAUAAGUGUCCCAAGUGGCUGACAUGAGCUGCAAAUUGAA
Oryza brachyantha (malo sina) is the source of this 1407-nucleotide messenger RNA. RefSeq lists its product as uncharacterized. The transcript has 8 exons. Bases 50 to 1153 code for a protein of 367 amino acids. The record is from RefSeq and is a predicted model, not a curated record. Gene Ontology annotation, molecular function: S-adenosylmethionine-dependent methyltransferase activity. NCBI's taxonomy places the organism in Eukaryota, Viridiplantae, Streptophyta, Magnoliopsida, Poales, Poaceae.